Messenger RNA from Arachis stenosperma, 3099 nucleotides. RefSeq lists its product as uncharacterized. The record is from RefSeq and is a predicted model, not a curated record. Bases 1812 to 2645 code for a protein of 277 amino acids. Lineage: Eukaryota; Viridiplantae; Streptophyta; Magnoliopsida; Fabales; Fabaceae. The transcript has 4 exons.
UAAGCCAUCCUUUUCUUUUUUGGUGAACUUUUAAGCCAUCCUUUAAAAUCAUAAUACAAUAAUGUAACUUUUACUCGUCUAGAAACCCAGAAAGAUUAUCGCAGAAAUAAAUGAAAAAGGCAUAACUUUUCUUAUGGGAAAUGUCUAAUACUAGAUUAUUAGUGUACGUUUGAACGAGCUUUUGUUAAAUUGAAAAUUUUUUUUUAAAUAAAUAAAAUAAAUAAUUUAUAGAGCAAAAAAUAGAAAUAAACCAAGGGUGGAAAGAAUUUACAUGAAUCAGCCAAACUGAAAAUUACUUCACGAAUGAACCAAAGUACAAUACUAUAUAAUUCGAACCAGCUUGGUUCGAACUAUAAUAACACAUAAUUUGAACUAAGGAAGCUCAAAUCAUGAUGGAACUCGUGAUGAACGUAAUUCGAACCUAUAUGGUUCGAACUAGAAUUGCAUAUAAUUCGAACUAGGAGAGUUCGAAUUACACUUUUGGACGCUUCACCAAGUAAUUCGAACCUAGUUGGUUCAAAUUAGUCAAAAUUUGCCUCGAAUAGUAAUUCGAACUAGGCUGGUUCGAAUUACACAUGACUCCGCUAUAUAAGGAGUUUAAAUCAGCCUCAUUCUAAUCACUUUUCCAUCCUCAUACCCCACUAAAUCCUAGAGAAAAUGACCCGGAUUUGAUCCGACAAAGACUCGAACAGAAUACUAAGCCGAUGGGGGACAAUCCGAAAAGGCUAUAUCGGUUGGACGUAGUUGCUCAUAUAGCCGGGGUCAUCAACGACGAGCCACAGCGAUGCAUCAGGAGCAUGCGGUGGCAGCAGGGCAUGCGACUCGAUGAGCGGUAUGUUCUGUACUUGCAGAUGGCCGGAUUAUACCAUCUUGGGAGGCUGGACGAUAGAUGGUUCUGGUUAGAUGAGCCCCUUGUCAGUGCCUUCGUCGAGCGGUGGUGUCCGGAGACGCACACCUUCCAUAUGCCGUUCAGAGAGUGCACUAUCACACUUCAGGACGUGGCGUACCAGUUGGGGUUGCCAGUGGAUGGGUAUUAUGUUAGUGGUUGCCUUACAGAUUUCCAGAUAUACAUCCAGGGUGGCCGUCCAGCUUGGGUGUGGUUCCAGGAGUUGCUUGGAGUGAUUCCUCCUCCGAGCCAGGUUCAGAAGUUCGCAGUAAACUGCACCUGGUUCCAGGAGACUUUUGGAGAGUGCCCUGAGGGAGCCGAUGAGGAGACUGUGUGACGCUUUGCUCGUGCCUACAUCAUGAUAUUGUUGGGCACUCAGCUGUUUGCCGACAAGUCCGGGAACCGCAUUCACAUCAGAUGGCUUCCUUACGUAGCUAAGCUUGAGGAGAUGGGGACCUACAGCUGGGGGUCUGCAGCAUUGGCAUGGUUGUACCGAUGCAUGUGCCGAGUGGCGAACAGACAUGUGGUCAAAUUAGCGGGCCCACUUCAGCUACUUCAGUCCUGGAUCUUCUGGCGCUUUCCUAGGUUUAGGCCUGCCGAGUAUGAUACGUGCAACUGGCCGUUGGCCUCGAGGUGGUCAGGUUACAGCCCUUCCGGUAGCAAGAAGGGUCCUAGAGUGCAGAUGUGGAGACUGAGGAUAGACAUGUUACAGGACAGGGAUUUUAUCUGGAUGCCGUAUAGCUUGCCCAAGGUACUGCAGGUUGUGCAUCCAGAGGCGUUAGAGCCUCGGCAUACGGCGUUCUGGUGGUCUGUGAUGUCACUGAUAUACUUUGCCAUCAUAGAGUGGCAUCAGAUAGAUAGGGUUCUACCGCAGUUCGGCGGAGUCUAGCCCCGUCCGCAUCCCACCCUGAACAUCGACUUUCUGAUGUCGAAGGAUGGCAGAGGCAGUGAUCGUUGGUUCCCGUAUGCUUUGCAGUCAUGGCAUUUCCAUUGGGAGGCCCGUGCGGACCACGUGCUCAUGUUCGAUGUUGUUGCAGACCCUGAACCGUCACAUAAGUUCCGGAGUGGUGGAGUCAGCAUGGAAAGAGGUUCUUGUCUCCGGAGAUGUACUUGGGUGAUCCGAGAGACGUUCCUAUUCUUGUUGAGGCGUCACAGAGGGGUGCUAGGCGAGUUCCUGACAUGGAUCGUGUUGACGACGUGCCGGACAGGCGUCGGGUCGAGAGGAGAGCUCGUGUGGGGACACGACGGAGCUAGCGUGAGUGGAGGUGGCUGGACUAGGCAAUGGACGAGGCUGACGGGGGCGGUCGACGUGGAGGUGGACGACGAGGGCACGGAGGGAGAUGGAGAGGGCAUGCUGCGGCGGCCAAGCACGGUGAUCAUGGUGACGACGAUGACGACAAUCAACACGGGCCCGUGGGGGGGGGUUGCUGCAGGGCAUGUGGCAGUUGGUGGUGUUAGUCCCCAUGAUGGCGGAUAUGGAGGCGAGUGGUAUGGGUUAGGUAUGGGUGACAGGGCUGACUCUGGUGAUGGUGGACUUGGUUCGGGGCCGCUUGGAGAUUACUUCGUUGGUGUACCAGCCCAUGACCAGACCCUUCAAGAGAGUACGCCAUGGGUUAGUCCGGGGUCGAUGUUUUCAGGCUUCCUUGCAUUAGAUGGGCUUGAUGUAGACUUCGGCGGGUCAAACUUUCUAGACGAGAUUACUGCCAUCAUGCAGGAGGAUGUGGUGGCCCGUAGGCGUGGUCAGAGCUCUGGCACAUAGGCACCUUUAGAUGUCGAUCUGAACGAGCCUCCUACGAUGCCUGUUGCUGACCAUUUUGCAUUGGGGGGUACCCCUCCUUCCGCAUACACUGCUACGUCACAUUCAGUUGCCGGGCCGUCUGCGGCACCCGUCCAGCCUAGGCCACCUGCACAGCCUGCCCCAGAUGAUGAGGAGGAUGAGAUCGAGGACGAGGAGCCGCUUAUCUGCAGAGGUCAGAGGACACGGGUACCCCGUCGUUGCUUCACUGGCUUGCAUCUGUUUAGAUGAUUCAUGUGUCAUGUAUGUUGUUUGUUCAUGUUCAUUGUUGUAUGUUAGCCAGUUUUACUUUUGUCGUUGAUGUACACUGACGAUCGAAUAUGUAGGUUGCUUAUUUAUGUUUCAGUUUGUUGUUCCGAAUCAUGAUAUUGUACUUUGAAAACGGCUGUUUAGUGAUUAUUUCAGUGACUACCAUAGU